Messenger RNA from Cotesia congregata, 7959 nucleotides. NCBI's taxonomy places the organism in Eukaryota, Metazoa, Arthropoda, Insecta, Hymenoptera, Braconidae. The record is from the annotation of a GenBank genome assembly.
AUGACAGCAAUAACAAUGGGAUCCAUAGCUUUGGAAGAGUAUGAACUUAUGAAAGAUGCUAAAUAUCGAGUUUAUGUGUCAGCGGUGGAUAAGGCAUUAAAAAAUUUUGAAUAUACGAGUGAAUGGGCUGAUUUAAUAUCCGCUUUGGGAAAACUUAAUAAAGUUUUAUUAAAUUAUAUGAAAUUUCCUGUUAUACCUCGACGUAUAAAAAUAUCAAAAAGAUUAGCACAAUGCAUGCAUCCAGCAUUACCAUCUGGAGUUCAUUUAAAGGCAUUAGAAACGUAUGAUAUAAUUUUUAAAUGUAUGGGAACAAAUCGACUAAGCCAAGAAUUAUUUAUAUAUAGUGCAGGGCUAUUUCCUCUUCUUGGUAACGCUGCUAUGAAUGUUAGACCAACCCUGUUGAAGAUUUAUGAGACUCACUUUGUACCACUUUGUGAAAGAUUAAGACCAGGAUUAAGUGGUUUUCUUAGUGGAGUUUUUCCAGGAUUAGAAGAAGGAUCAGAUCAUUUUGACAGAACAAAUACUUUAUUAGAAAAAGUAUGUCAAAGUGUUGGCGUUAAACAUUUUUAUACAUGUUUGUGGGAUUGCUUAGGCGCUAAUUCAAGUAUCAGAUUGCCUGCUAUAUUAUUCGUUUUAUCUCAUUUUAAUAAAAAAUUAUCAAUGCUAGAACAGCCUCAUAUUAUGGGAACAAAUAUAAAUAUAAUGAUAUCCUCAUUAAUUGCUGGAAUACAAGAUAAUUCAGUACUUGUCCAACGAAGUAUACUAGAUCUUUUAUUAAUGGGAUUUCCAUUACAUUGUUGCAGUAAAAAUGAUAAUAAUAACAUUAAUUAUGAAAAUGAUUAUGAUGAUGAUAAUGAACAUGGUAAUAAUAUUAAAAAGUUAUUACUUAAACAUAAUGACAUGGUAUCAUUACUUACGGCUUCUUUAACAACUUUAUUAAGAAGAGAUAUGAGUUUAAAUCGACGAUUAUUUUCAUGGUUACUUGGUACGGAAAUUAAAAAUAAUGAACAAAGUGAAAUAAAAUCAACAAUUACAAUAGCUAGCGAUAAUAAACUUACCACAUCAUCAACAGGAAUAACUAUUAAAAUAGGAGCAACUGAUAACGCAAUUACUGUAGUUGAUCAAUCAACAUAUUUUGAUUUAUAUUCUAAAGAUUUAUUGAUUGAAGCACUGAGAUCAAUAAUGAAAAGUGUAUGUUGUGACAGUGAAGAAGAAUCACCAACAAUAAAGUUAUCAUUGGACGUUAAACCAUAUAAAAUAUUAGUCUCAUUAUUAGAUAAAUCUGAAAUUGGUCCGUUAAUAUUAGAUGAUAUUUUAUAUGAUGUCUUUCGUACAUUUUAUAAUAGUAUUAUGAUAAAACAAAAAAUUUCAAUAGAUACUAAACGUUUAAUAACAAAAUCUUCUCACCAUCAAGAAAUAAUAAAAUCAGCAAAUUUAUUAUUUUCAAGUCAAUUAGAACCGGCUUAUGUAUGGCGAUAUUGUGGACAAUUGAUUGAAAAAGUAUGUAUAAUUUAUGAAAAUGAAUAUCAACAGCAGAAACAAAAAAAACAAGAUGAUAAUAAUAAUAAUAAUAAUAAUAAAGUACAAUCAAUUGGAAGUGGUUUACCAAAUUUAAUGGAAUUGUGUAUUUUAAUAGAAUUUUUACUUGAUAAUGUUGACACUACUUUUUUUGGUGAUGUACCUUCUGAUCAUUUACCAGAGCUUUUUUAUAAAAUUAUAAAUCAAUUAUUGGAGCGAUUAUAUAUUUUUAAACCAAUUGAAAUAACUCAAAGUCUUGUACUUUGUAGUAAAAUUUUAUCUAAAAUUCAACCUAUGAUAAUUGCAGAAGGUGGAGGAGGAAGAGGAAGAAAAGCAAGAGAAGAAAAAGAAGAAAAAAAAUUAACAAAUUCUCAACAAAAUAAACAAAAUAAAUCUAAAACUGUUAUUAAUAAUAAUGAACCUAAUAACAAACUAUUAAAUUUAUCUGUAUCAACAAAUAAUUCACUUAGUGAUUGUUAUAAACCAAAUUCUAAUUCAACUAAUUCAAACAGUGUAUUUACAUCACUUGAAAAAAGUUUGUCUGACAGUAAAUUAUAUCAAACUAUUAAAUUAUCAAUUAUUGAUGAUAAUUUAUUGUUACCAUUAAAAAGAACUAGAGCUGAUUCUGGUGGUUUGUUGAAAAAAAAUGAUAAAAAUAUAAUUAAAAAAAAAUCUAGCAAAAGCACAUCAAAAAUAAAUGAUGGUUUAUUAUUGGAUAAUAAUACAGAACCAGUUAUUGAUGAUGAUUCAUUUAUUGAAUUUAAUUCUAAAAAAUUACUGUCAUUGUCGUCAUCAACAUCGUCAUCGUCAUCGUCAUCGUCAUCGUCGUCGUCGUCGUCAUCGUCAUCGUCAUCGUCAUCGUCUUCUGCAUCGUCGUCAAUAAAAAAAGAAACGCUACAAUCACACAAUUAUUGCUGUUCAUCAGUGCUAAGCAAGUGUCUAAACAAAUAUAAAUCAUUUUACGUUAAAUUGAUAAGUGAUAAAAUUUUAUUAUCUCAAUUGAAAUCUCAUAAAACUAUAUUAAAUAUAUUUAAAACUCUUGAAAAAACAGUAAACAAAAAAAAUAGUGAAACAAGUUUAGAGUCAAUACUUAAUUAUCAUCUAUUACAAGAUAAAGUUGAUAAAUUAAAUUCAGUUUCAUAUAAUAAAAAUAAUAGUGAUUCAUUACCUGAAACAAUGACAUCGUACUUGAAUUUUUUAAAGAAUUUUAAUCAAGUAACAGUAAAUACGACAAUGGUUGAUUUGAAAUGGAAACAAGUUUUACAAGUUGCUUCUAAAUUACUAGUUGAAUUAUCGACUUUUUCAAUAUGUUUUCAAGAUUCUGAUAAUAAUAAUAACAGUAAAAAUAAUAAUAAUAAUAAUAAUAAUAAUAAUGAUGAUGUUAGUAAUUAUGAAUAUGAUGAUCAUGAUGAAAAUAAUUAUAGUAUAAAAUUAAAAGAUAUAGAAACUAAAACUCCAAUUAAUUCAGUAAUAAUACCAGAUUGGCUUCAAGUACUGGUGAUAUGUUGUUGUUGGUUAAGUAAUGAACCAUCACUUCAGCUUACAAGUAUUACAACUUUAAUAGAUUUAUUGGCAUUAACUUAUAACAAUAAUUUUUCAUCAUCUAAUCCAAUUAAUUCAAGCAAUAUUGCUGCUACAACUGCUACUGCUACUGUGAAUAAUAAUAGUAGUACCAACACUACAACUUGUGUUACAAAAGUUAUAAUAGUUCCUUUAUUAAAAAAAUGGCAUAUUAAUUAUUUGCUUGAUAAUACAAAUGUUUUUCAAAUUUUAUCAUAUUCAUUGUGGCAACAUCUUGAUAAACUUGCACCAUAUAAAUAUCAUGCACAGUGUGUUGAAUUAUUAUAUGAAUUACAUUAUCUAUUAUAUCAGUAUCAGUCAUGUGAUAUUGUUGAAGAUAUUAUUGGAUUAACAUUAGCUGAAACAAAUUCUGACUAUGAUAAUGCUCGAAUAGUAGAUCCAGUACUUUUAAUGUUACUCGAUUCAUCUACUUGUCGUAUGAGUGUACUUUAUGUAAAUAUUCAACAUAUAACAACACUAGUUACUACAAAUUCUUCAAGUAGUAGUGGUCAACAUAAACAACAACAAUAUAUUACGAAAAAAAAUAAAUUUAUUAAAGAGUUAAAAGUACCUCCAAGUAUAUCAAAUAAUCAUCAUAUUUCAUUAUUUGUUAAUCCAAUGACAAAUAUUAAAAAUUCAUCAAUAAAAAAAGUCAUUUCCGAUGAUAACGUCAAAAAAAAUUGUGAAGAUAAUGACGAUGACGAUGAUGAUGAUGAUGAUGAUGAUGAUGAUAAUGAUAAUAGCGAUGAUAAUGAUGAUGAUGAUGAUGAUGAUGAUGAAGAAGAUGAUAACAAUAAUGUUGAUGAUGAUUAUGAUGAUGAUAACAGUGAAAGAGAGGAGGAAAAUGAAGAAGAUUAUGAAAACAAUAGUAAAAUUGUGAUAAAUAAUAAAAAUAAUAUUAAAACUACAAUGAGAAUAAGAAAAUCAAAUUUAAAAAGAACAUCAUUUGAUAAUGGUGACAUUGAUUGUGAUGAAAAAAUUGACAAAAAUAUUGUCGAUAGUGUAUCAUUUAAAAGUUCUAAUGAUAAUAAUAUUAGUGGUACUAGCUUUGAUGAACGUAUACUCAAGUCAACAACAUUAACUAAUAAAAGUAAUAAUAAUUUACAAAAUGAAUCAAAAAAAUUGAUAAAAUGUUCAUCUUUGGAUUCAAUUGAAAAGAAUAAUAUGAUUAGUACGCCUUCGAUAUUAAAUAAAGAAUUUAAAAAAGGGUCAAAUUCACAUAUUACACCAAUAAAAAAUAAUAAUUUUUCACGGCAAGUAGUAGCAGGAGAUACACUUUUAAAAGGAAAGUACAUUAGUAAUAAUGAAUUUACUUCGAUUUAUCCCACAACAACAACAACAACAACAAGUGAAUCAAUGUCGUCAUCCAUACAAUCAAAUACUAACAUUUCUGGUUGGGUUAUAGGUAAAAAUAAUAAUCAUGAUAAUGAUGAUGACAAAAACAAUAAAGGUAAUGAAUUAAAUCUUUGUUUAACUGCUGAAGAGUAUUUUGAUAAAAAUAAUUCCAGUAUUAUUGUUGAACAAGUCUUGAAUGAACUUAUAGACAAUGUAUCAGAAAUUUGUAAUAAUACACAAUUAACUACUAAUACUCGAAUGUUUUUAUUUGCUGCAGCAACAACUGGAAUUUCAAAUAGCAAUAAUCUAUUAACUUUAUUAGCCAGACACCGAAAAAGUGUUCUUGGAACAAAUUUUUAUGGAGAUAUUAGUUGUACGAAAUUUAUUGCUACAUAUAGGAGUAGUAUGUAUUUAGAAGUAUUAAUAACGGUAUGUUUAUAUUUUAUGCGUAGUUAUUAUCCUAAUCUUGGACAAAUGAGAUUAACAGCUGAAGAAAUAGCUGGAAAUCGUCAGGUACAAUUGACAAGUGCUGAACUCCUUACACUUAUAUUAUCUGAAUUAAUUACAAUAGUACGAGAUUCUGGACGAAGUUUUAGCUGUUUUAUUAUUGACUUGAUGGCUAAAUGUAAAUUACAAAAAAUUAUUCUCUUUUGUCUUGUAUCCACUACAAUAAUGUUGGAACAUCAAUGUAAUUCUACCAGUGGUAGUUACAAUAAUAAUAGUAAUAAUAGCUGUAACUCUACAACACAACAAAAAGGUGGAGGUGGAGGUGUUGAUGACGAUCUAACAACAUCAACUUUAGGAUCAUCUGCUACUAUGAAUUUUAACACUACAAGUUUUUUUUUGACUACAUCUAGUGAUAAUAUGGAAUAUAUUUCUGGUACACCGAUUCCUCAACAACCAAUAUUUCAAAAAAGUAUUAUAAGUGUAUUAAAGUUGAAUCAUAUGCGACAUCUUCAUCAACACUGGACAACUCUUGUUACAUCAAGUCUCCCAUAUAUGGGAUAUAGUGGAUUUUUAACUCAAUUAAUAACAUCUGUAAUCAAUCAAUUGUGUUGUAAUAUUGAAGGAUUGGCAUAUUAUUAUAAUGAUGUUACUAAAAAUAUUCAAGUAAAUUGUAGUAAUAUUAAUAAUAAUAUUCAUUAUUAUGAAAAUGAUAAUGAUUACGAUAGUGAAAAAUUCGAUUGUUGUUUACCAGUUGAUUAUACCAUUACACAAUUAGAAGCAUUAACUUUUUUACUUCACUAUUGUUUACUUGAUAAUUCAGCUGCUACACAACAACAAAUUAAUUUUAAUCAACCAUUUGGUGGAUACGGUAUAAGUGUAUUAAGUCAUUUACCAAGAAUCAUAGCCUCAUUAUCUACACUUUGGCAGUCAGUGUUGGUAGCAACAAUAGAAAAAACAUCAAAAAUUACAAUCGCAACAUCAUCAACAACAACAACAACAAUGAAAACGAAUAAUAAUAUUAAUGACAGUAAUAAUACUAAUAAUAAUAAUAAUAAUAAUAAUAAUAGUAAUAAUAAACAACAAAUAUCUAAUUUUUUUGGUGAUGAAUUUAAAAGUAUAAUAAUUGGCAAUCCUCGUGUUGUUGUUUAUCAACUUUUAGAACUGAUAUCGCCAAUAGCUUUUAAUCACGGGCAAAUAAUUGUUGAUUUAGUUGGUGCUAUACGUGUAAUGCCAAUCGAUACAUUGAUAAAAACAGUUAAUCAAGUAAUAAAAAAUCCACCAAUAAUAAAUGGUGUGAAGAAAAAUUUUUCAUUACAAGUAUCGGUUCUUGAAUUAUUAUAUGUAUAUAUAAAACAAACAAAUAUUACCGCCCAAUCGUUAGUUGAAUGUUGGAGCGCUCUUUUAGGGCUUUUACGUGAUAGUCUUUCGACAUUGUCAAUAACAACAUCAACGUCUUCAUCAAAUUUAACUCAACUACCAGCACCAGCACAAUUUCUAUUAUUAGCUAUUUUAAAUGAAUACGUUCAACGAUGUAGUAUGUCUUCAACAACACCUUCUAUUAUGCAAGAGAAAAAAGAUAUAAGAGACCUUCAAGAUAUAACAACAAAACUUGUUGAAUCUUGUUCAACAAUAGCUGGUGCUUGUUUAGAACAAACAACUUGGUUGAGAAGAAAUUUGGCUGUAAGAGAGGAUGUAUUAAUGUCACCAGUUUCAGUAUCUGAAAAUAAAUCAACAUCCUCAUCAUUAUCAUCUUCAACACGCCCACCGCCACCACCGCCACUACCACCACCACUAAUAACUACAACAACAACAACAACAACAACAAUAACACCGCCACCAAAUUCAGCUUACAGUGUUCAAGCACAAAUAGUAUUAGCUGAAAUAUUAGCGCCACUUUUAGAUAUUGUGUAUGGUGCUGUUGAUAAUAAGGAACGUGUUAUAACAUUAUUGACAAAUUUGAUGUACAAUAUUACUCCAUAUUUACGUAAUCACACGAUAAAAAAUAUUCCAUCAUUUAUUGCUUGUUCACAAUUAAUAAGUUCAUUAUCAGGUUAUCAGUAUACACGAAAAUCUUGGCGUAAAGAUGUUUUAGAUUUAUUGUUAGAUUCAUCAUUUUUUCAAAUGCCCGUUGAAUGUAUAUCAUAUUGGAAAAUAAUUGUUGAUAAUUUAAUGACACAUGAUACCACUACAUUUCGUGAUUUAAUGAAUCGAAUAUCAUCAAGUAUAUCACAAAGCAGUGGUAUAAGUUUAUUUUCAUCACGAGAACAAGAGUAUGAGCAAAGAGCACAAUUAUUAAAACGAUUAGCAUUUGUAAUUUUAUGUAGUGAACAAGACCAAUAUCAUAAAUAUAUACCAGAUAUACAAGAACGACUUGCAGAUAGUCUUAGAUUACCUCAAGUUAUUCCAACAAUUCAAGCUCAAGUAUUUUUAUGCUUUCGUGUACUUUUAAUACGUAUGUCACCUCAACAUACAACAUCAUUAUGGCCAGUUAUUGUAAGCGAGCUAGUACAAGUAUUCCUAUAUAUUGAACAAGAACUUGGUAGCGGUACUGACACCGAAGAAUUCAGUUCUCAUAUUAAACUUUUAUCAGCGUUGGAUUCUUCAUGGACAGUUAAUGCCAACAAUGGAUUGCUAUUGGGUCAUGGACACCCUCAUUGGUUACAACUACAACUGGCAGCAGCUAAAUUAUUAGAUUUAGCUUUACUUUUACCAGCGCAUAAGCUGCCUCAAUUUCAAAUGUAUCGAUGGGCUUUUGUCGGCGAUGUCAAUAAUGAUAAAACGAAAUAUCCUAACAACGAUAUCAUGUUAAAUCACGAUUUUGUUCCUCAUAUAUUAAGAAUUGCAAAAAUUAUGAAUAAAAAGUUUUCGUCAAAUCAGCAUUCAUCACAGGAAGAAAAAAUUUUAGUACCAGGAAAACUUAUAUUGACAACAAAUAAAAUCAAUUCCUUAGAAGAUUUGCACUAUUUUUUUACUGUUUUAAGUGAAAAAUCUAAUACCGAUAAUCGAUUAGAUACACCAGUUAAUAUUGUGGAUUUAGAAUCAGUAAUUGAACAGGAUUUCCUUGAAACAAUGUCAUUAUCAUCAUUGUCAACUUCUUAA